UCUGUGUGAUUCGAAAACUGCUGAAUUUUGUCCUGAGGAGUUGUAGCUCUUAUGUUGUCGCUUGAAACGUCGUGGACUUAAAACUACAAUCCAGUGAACUGUUUAAUUUAUUUUCAUUUCUAUAUAUUUAACCUGGAUGUCUGAUAAUAUUCAUAAAUUUAUUAAUUAUUGUUUACAGAAUCUUGAAAAUGGUGAACUCGAUCAAUAUGAAAGAUAUAAUGAUGAAGAACUGGCUGAGAGACUUAAUGAUUUGGAUCAGAACCUCUAUGAUGGGUGCCAAAUAACAAGGCGAGAGAGUAUUCUACUCAUAAUGGGACACAUCAUAAGGAAUCAUGUGAGUGGAACAGCUCUGCAGAGCCUACUGACAGUCUUGGAGGCACAUUUACCAGCUGGAACUGUAUUCCCUGCUUCCCAAUAUCUUUUUAUGAAGAACUUUAAAAACAGUGACAUCACUCUAAGAUUUCACUCAUACUGCCCUUCUUGUAUAACCUACAUUGGAAGUAAUGAUAUGUGGUGUGAAAAUUGUGACACAAAUGUGUCUGUAAGUGACUGCAUAGAUAAUGGCAAUUAUUUUAUAACAUUUGAUGUUAAAGAUCAAUUGUUAUCUAUGCUACAGAAUGAAGAUAUUUGUAAACACCUACAAAUUGGGGCAAAAAGGGGACUUUGUGAUUCCUAUGGAGGUCGAUUAUAUCGUAAACUCCCUCUCGAGAAUGAUGACAUUACUGUUUCAUUCAACACAGAUGGCGUUCAAGUAUUUGUUUCAUCAAGGUAUUCAAUAUGGCCAUUGCAGGUAAUGGUUAAUGAGUUACCUUAUGCUAUAAGAAGGAAAAACAUUUUUCUUGGUGGCUUAUGGUUUGGUGACUCUAAACCUGACAUGAAUACCUUCCUCAAACCUUUUGUCACUGAAAUGAAUACACUAUCAGAUACUGGCUUUAAGUGGGGUACAGAAAAUGACAGCCACACCAGUAGGGUGUUUGUAACAACAUGCUCUUGUGACUCAGUAGCUCGCUGUCUUGUACAAAAUGUGACACAGUUCAAUGGUUGGUGUGGGUGUAAUUGGUGUUUGUCACAAGGUGAAGUAGUUUCAGUUGGUAGAGGGCAUGCAAGGGUUUAUAGUAUGGAGAACCAACUACCAGUUAAGAGGAAUAAAACUUCUCACAUAGAACAUGCGAGAACAGCUGUUCAGCAGGACAAACCUUGUAUGGGUGUCAAAGGUCCAUCAAUCUUGUUUCUUUUAAUGUAUUUUGACAUUGUAAACAAUUUUGUUGUUGACUAUAUGCAUUCUGUAUGUUUGGGUGUUGCACGCCAGGUAGCAGGGUUUUAG
This is a messenger RNA of Neoarius graeffei (lesser salmon catfish), 1324 nucleotides long. RefSeq lists its product as uncharacterized. The coding region runs from base 137 to 1324 and encodes 395 amino acids. The record is from RefSeq and is a predicted model, not a curated record. Lineage: Eukaryota; Metazoa; Chordata; Actinopteri; Siluriformes; Ariidae. The transcript is spliced from 3 exons.